AGAUAAUGAACCAGGCGACUAUCAGCUCCUAUGUAACAUGACUGACUCAAUUGAAAGUUAUGAACAAAUGACAAGAAGAUUUAUUACUAGCGCAUGUCGCGUUUGCGGCGAAGUGCUAUCCGAAGGAAUCGACAUAUUUUCAAAUAGAGGGAGUGAAUUAAGACUGAAAGAUAGACUAGAAAUGUUCUUCCCAAUACAACUGUAUCCUGAAACAUUGCAUCAAAAAGUAUGCAUAAGUUGUUGUAGUAUACUAGAGACCACACACAAUUUUGCGCUCAAAUGUCUACAAACAGAUAUAAAGUUCAGAAGAUAUUUUAAACCUGAUAAAGAACCAAUGCAUGAAAGAAGAUUUACAAAGUUGGGUUGCUCUCUUGAAAAUAAUAUUGAAGAAGACACUGAUAAAGACAAAGUUUAUCUGGGGUACAUGAUGGCUUUAGAUCCAAAUCAAGCAAAUUUGGAACUGGAUCGAUCGGAAAUUAUUUCCCACGAUUCGGAAUUGAGCGACACGGCCUUGCAUAAUCUGAAGUUCCCAGAUAGUUCUGACAAUGAGGUUCACCCAGGCUUGACUACUUUUUUCCAAGUCCUACGUGAACCCGAAGCAAGUGACAAUUGUUUUGAGUGUCCUCAAUGUGGUGAAAGCUUCAAAACACAAGAAACUUUCGAUAACCAUAAAAUAAUUUGUGAUAAAAAAGACGAACCCUACAUUCUAAAUGCUGAGAGUUCGGAUUGUUUAGAUUCAUCAUUCAAUGAAGUUGAUGUCUUAUUCGAUCCGUCUGGUAUGGAGCGAACUUGCGGAUACUGUCAGACCAUUUUUGAUACUCGAAAAGAGAUGCAAACUCAUGUGGCAGAAACUCAUGUGGGUCAGAGUUUGUUUAAAUGCAAUAUUUGCGAGAAAGCCUACGAGAAAUGGUCUAGUUUGGAUAUUCAUGCAGCUACGCACCGAACGGAUAAACCCUACCUUUGUGAUCUGUGCGGAAAGAGCUUUAAACAUUCAAAUAAUUUAAGGGGUCACAAAAGGAUUCAUCUGGAGGACUCGAAGAAGAAGAGACAUGUCUGUGAUAUUUGCGGAAGCGCCUUUAGAUCUAGGUUUCACUUGGGCGAACAUAUGCAUCAGCAUACUGGCAAAAAACCGUAUGCUUGUGAUCAAUGUGGAAAAUCUUUCUUUAAGAGAAUUCAAUUAAGGCAACAUAAACUUUCUCAUGGAGUUAACAAACACAAAUGUCCUGUUUGUGGAGUUGCGUUUAAUAGAAGGGGAAAUAUGAAAGCGCAUCUCAAAAGGCAUGAUAAAGGCGAUGGACUCUAUACUUGUAGUGUCUGCGAGCGCCAGUGUAAGUCAAUGAGUGAAUUAAAAUUACACCGAAAGCAGCAUACCGAUUACGACAUCAUCGAAAGUGUAAAAAAAAAAUCAGCUGACAAAAUUGUUUGGUCGUGCAAAGUAUGUUCUAAGAUAUUCUCAAAACAAACUUUACUUCGGAAUCACGAGCGUGUUCACGUUGGUGAAAAAUGCAACUUUCAGUGUGACGAAUGUGGUAAGAAAUUAUCCAGCAAAAGCUCUCUAGCUUAUCACAAGAAGUCGAUACACUCGAACGAAAGACCCCAUGUGUGUCAAUUUUGUGGAGAAGCUUUCGUGUCCAAGGAUUUGAGGCUUACACACGAAAAAAUCCACACCGAAGAACGCCCAUAUACCUGCAAAAUUUGCAACAUGCAGUACAGAUGUUCGAGCAACUUGAGUCAACAUUUGAAGACGCAUUCAGAAACAAAACCCCACAUAUGUCACUUUUGCAGCAAAGGUUUCACCAGAAAAGGUGCAUUAACAAUCCACGAAAGGAUUCACACAAGUGUAAACGCGUUCCGCUGCUCAGAUUGUGAUAGAACUUUUUCACAAAAAAAAGACAUGGUAGACCAUAUGGAAAAGCACCAAGGUAAAUCUAUACAGCAUAAGAAACGCGAUGAAAUCUUCACAUACGCAAAAGACAAUCUUGAACUGCUUAUCAAACCUUCACAAGUCGAGCCUGACUCGUCCAUUAUUCAAAGCAUCGUCAUUGUUCCCCAACAGUUAGGGCCCUGAACAUUUUGAGAUACGUCACUAUCAGGAGGUGUGGCUUGUCCCGAUACAAUGAGGCCUACGAACGUCAUAUUCAUGAGUGCGGCAGAGACUUAUGCACCAUUUUUUACAGCUGUAAAAUGCAAGAAAUCCGGUCUUACAUUGCAAUUAAGUUUCAGGAAAUCAUCACGACGUUUUUUGUGGUAUUUGGAUAAUGACAACCUCCUUUUUUUUGCAAAUAAUAAAGAGGUAUAAUCUUUGCGUUGUAAUAAAAGCAUUUUAACGCUGUUGGAACAGCGGAAAAGUAACUGUUGUUUUGGAAAUUGCAUUGGGGACAUAACGCACCUCAAUGGCAUUUUUACUGUUUGGAUUAAUUUGAUAGAAAAAAUAUAAUAUGGUGAAUAAUAUAAUUAGUUUCUUGAUUUAUAAACGUAGAAAGUACUCUUUUAGAGGAAAUAAAAUUCCAUAACUGGAAAAAAAAUUUUUAAUACCAUAGACUUUAAAUUGUGAGAAAUAUGCGGAGAAUUAACAAAACUCGAAACUUGUGAAAACGAAAUAAAAUUAUAAAAAUACAGAAAUGCUUUUAAAAUUUCGUGCAAUACUUUACAAAAAAUGAGUGAUAUAUUUUUAGAAUUUGUUGGAAACAAAACUUUUCUGUCGGCUGACAAUCAAACACAAAAUGUCGUACAAGUAUUUGAAGAAUUUUAGAAAAAUUGAGUACUUCUACACAAAUCUUCGAGUUAUCGUAAAAUAUAGACUUAAUUUGCUCUCGAUUAAUGAAUUAUACACAUUAAUAUUUAGAUUUUAAAAAGUGUGAAUUUAGGCAUUCCACUAACUAAAUCCCAAACGGUUUCUCGUAUUUAUCGGUAAAAUUGUCAUAAACUGUCUUUGUUUGUAGAAAACAUGAGAAUAUUCUCGUAUAUCUGCGAUGAACAGGAAUGUGUUUUAAGCUAUGUUAAUUUCCCCCAAUGUAAUCAGCGUUGCCCUUGUUCAAUGUAUUUAAAGUAGUUCGUAUUCUGAAUAGACUGAAAUUUUCCUCCUGCAUGUUUUGUUUGGAAACAUUCAACGUCAAAUGAUUUAUUACGCUUCAAAAAUGUAUGACGCUAUACGUUUUAGUACAAAUAUUUAUUUAAAUAUGUAAAGCCUUUUUCCUCGAUGUUCGGUAUUGGGAAGUAAGCCUAAGAAUUUUAUAUACGCUUUAAUUCUAGCAUAUAAUCUUUUUAUAUAUAUACCAGGUGUAUACAUAUGAAACCGGUAUUUUUUCAAGAAAAAAACAGAUUUAUUUCAAGAGAAUGAUAACAAA
Belonocnema kinseyi is the source of this 3347-nucleotide messenger RNA. RefSeq names its product zinc finger protein 2-like. The transcript is spliced from 7 exons. Gene Ontology annotation, cellular component: nucleus. Lineage: Eukaryota; Metazoa; Arthropoda; Insecta; Hymenoptera; Cynipidae. The record is from RefSeq and is a predicted model, not a curated record. Gene Ontology annotation, biological process: regulation of DNA-templated transcription. The coding region runs from base 38 to 2068 and encodes 676 amino acids. Gene Ontology annotation, molecular function: RNA polymerase II cis-regulatory region sequence-specific DNA binding; zinc ion binding; DNA-binding transcription factor activity, RNA polymerase II-specific.